AACUGGAACUUGAAAGCAGAGGCUACUACUCUCUCAGCAUUUUGCUUAGAGUGGGUGGCUGGAUAGAGCACGAUCAGUCAUUAUCAAACAUUUACACGCCACAUAAUCACGGGGCCGGAAAACAGCUUUUUCACGGAGAGGUAUGAUUUAAAAGAAUGACGAACAACUCUACGACAGACGUUACUUCAGCUACUAUGACCUACUUUGGCGCGGAACCAAUACUGCAGUUGACUCUCACUAGUUUCAUUGCAUUGGUUGGUAUGUUAGGGAAUAUCCUCACCUGCGUCACACUGAUGAGCAAACACCAACCCUUCAAAUCACCCAUAAAGCAGUAUCUGAUAAGCUUAGCUGUGGCCGAUAUGGGAAUUCUCACUAUAGCCUAUCCCAUGGUAAUCAUCAGAAGUGAGAUUAGCUGGCCGUUUGGUGAGUAUGUUUGCAGAAUCAUUUUUCCUUUGUCAGAUGUAUUUUUUGGCGCGUCAGUAUGGGCAGUAACAGCUGUUUCCAUGGAAAGAUGGCGGAGAAUAUCGGCAACUCAAACUGUACCAACAAUGUCGACAUCGAGAUGUGCAAUGAAAGUCGUUGCAGCCAUUUGGAUUGCGUCGUUUUUGGUAACUUCUACACCAUUUUACAUUAUGAUUGAAUUUAUUGACACUGGAAAUGGAAAAUUGUGUCUCUAUCAUUGGGGUAAAUAUGACAAGUUUCACGAAGUGUACUCCAUCGUGUUAUUUUUGUUCUGGUUUGGAGUUCCAAUGGGUGUAAUUUUGUGGAACUACAUUGUAUUAAGAGGGAAACUCAAAGAAAGCACGACAUUUAUCGUAUACUAUUACAAGUCAGUGGAUAGGGAAUCUACAAGCUCGUUCACAGCUACAUCACGUCAAACCUUUUCAAGCCUCAGCAGCACAAGUAAUGCACCGGUCUGUCGCAGAUUAAAAGAAAACAAGCAAGCCCAACGUGUACUCACUCCUGUGGUCAUUGUGUUUGCAAUUACAAUGCUUCCUUUGAACUUGUUGUAUCUGACUCUGGCCUACUGGCCCAGUUUUGCUCAGAUGCCUUUCUUCCACAGCCUCGCUUAUCUGUGCAUUUUGCUAGUGGUGGUCAAUUCGUCUUGUAAUCCCAUUAUUUACGAGAUGGUGAGCAGGAAUUUCAGAAAUUCUUUGCGGGCCGUUCUUGAGGGGACCUGCAGGAAACCUUCUUUUUCAUCCGAGAGGGUGUCUUUUGAAAGGGAACAGGUGGUUUAGGACUUAACUUAUCAAUACAAGACGACAUGUUUUCGAGAUCAGCCCUACUGUACCCUGUAAAUAUGUUUAAAAAGAAAUUUAACUAAGUAGAUACCAUCAACUAAGAGCGAACUUGGGCAUUUCACGAAAAUGUCAAGAUUCUAAACAGUUUAGAGCAAUUUUGUUUGAGUGUCGGGGUAACUCGCAAUUAGUUUGGUUUUGCUUUCUUUCGCUCUGUGCUUGGGCUUUCACAUGCCUGAUUGCGCCUAGAGAAGAUAAUUUAUACCAACAGAAAAAAAUGUAAUUAUUUUCUCUCGUGCUUACUUGAAGUGGGUAUGUUUGUCAUGACAGUAAUAUAACGAGUUGUCUCAAAGGCGCCAGUACAUUCACCCCUUACAGACGAGAAACUAGUUCUCGACAUUAUGAAAAUUAUCUCGAUCCUGAGAAAGUGAUUUGCUUUAGAACCAAGUAUGUUAUGACGAUAAUUUGUCAAAUUGACAAAGAGUUUUAAUGGAGUUUUGCUAGAGGCGGCGUGGCCGAGUGGUUAGGGUGCUGGACUUGAAUUCCAGUGGCCCGGGUCCAAGUCCUCCACCCUGCCACUCACUGGAUUUGUUCUCGGUUGCCCCUAGUUCAACUCCUCGGCUGCG
Messenger RNA from Stylophora pistillata, 1864 nucleotides. Its product is annotated as galanin receptor type 1-like. Gene Ontology annotation, molecular function: G protein-coupled receptor activity. The record is from RefSeq and is a predicted model, not a curated record. Gene Ontology annotation, biological process: G protein-coupled receptor signaling pathway. Lineage: Eukaryota; Metazoa; Cnidaria; Anthozoa; Scleractinia; Pocilloporidae. Gene Ontology annotation, cellular component: membrane.